Messenger RNA from Hibiscus syriacus, 1193 nucleotides. RefSeq lists its product as uncharacterized. The transcript has 3 exons. Lineage: Eukaryota; Viridiplantae; Streptophyta; Magnoliopsida; Malvales; Malvaceae. The record is from RefSeq and is a predicted model, not a curated record. The coding region runs from base 53 to 1159 and encodes 368 amino acids.
AAAUGGCAAAUGCCAAGAAACUAAGAAAUCCACCCGCCAAAACUAACAGAAAAUGAAAAUCCUUUCCUCCAAGCCAGCAAGCGUAAUCCUUCUUCUCCUCCUCGCCGCCGCCGCCACCACCGCCGGCUUAACCAUCAAAGAACUGGACGCCGCCCUCUUAGCCCUCCAAUCAAGAGGCUAUACCCUCUUCCCCAACGCCAUAACCACCUCCGAUCUCCAAGUCCGCCUCCUCUCGUCCCAAAACUCUUCCAUAUUCACCCUCUUUGCACCGCCGGAUUCCCUCCUCUUCUCCCUCGAUCUCCUCUCCUCCGCCCGCCUCUACACCUUCUCUCUCUUCCUCCACGUGUCCCCGCAUUUCCUUUCCUCCUCGGACCUCCUCGCCCUCCCUCGCCCCGGAUUCAUCGACACCCUCUUCCCUAACCGUCGACUCUUUGUGGAACGUGCUAUGUCCACCCGCAACGGCUCCGCCUUGCUAACCGUUACAGUCGAUGGGGUAAUGGUCUCAGUCCCGGAUCUUUUCAUUGGGUCCAACCUUGCUGUCCACGGACUCGAUGGGAUUCUUGUUGCAAGAUACGGGUCCUUGAUUAGUGAAGGUAGUGAUACCAACACUGACACUGCUAUUGCAGAGCCGCCCAAGUUUUCUUAUCAAACCUCGCCGGCCAACCCACCGGAGAUUUCGCCUCCGACGGGGAGUGGGGAUUUGGAGAUGGUGACUGUUGGGACGCGAAUCAAGAAAGAUAAGGAGGUUUUCCAUGGCGACACCACUAUGAGAACUAAACACGGUAGUGACACUUCUACUGCUGAGCCACCCAAGUUUUCUCAUCAGACCUAUGUUUCGCCAGCCAACCCACCGGAGAGUUUGCCGCCAUUGCGGAGUGGGGCACCAGAGAUGAUGACAGUCGGAACACGAAUCAGGAAAUAUAAGGGGGCGUCCCAUGGUAAUCAUGAUCGUGGCACUACAAUGAGAACUAAACACGGUAGUGACACUGCUAUUGCUGAGCCACCCAAGUUUUCUCAUCAAACCUAUGUUCUGCCGGCCAACCCAAUGGAGAGUUUGCCACCAACAGGGAGUGAGGCACCAGAGAUUGUGAUGGUCGGAACACGAAUCAGGAAAGAUAAGGGGCUUCCCGUGGUAAUGAUGAUCGAGGCACUUCGAUGAGAACUAAACAUAGUUCAUUUUCCGGUUUAAACGU